This is a messenger RNA of Babesia bigemina, 492 nucleotides long. RefSeq lists its product as hypothetical. The transcript is spliced from 3 exons. Lineage: Eukaryota; Apicomplexa; Aconoidasida; Piroplasmida; Babesiidae. The record is from RefSeq and is a predicted model, not a curated record. Bases 1 to 492 code for a protein of 163 amino acids.
AUGACACAUGAGCAGCACAUGACCGGGAGCGCUGGGAGCGCUACAGCCGCUACGUCAGGGGCGAGCGCAACGACGCGGGAGAGCCGGCGUCUCGUCACGCGGCGGCAGAUGUUGGCGCUCUGCGUCUCGGCCGCCACGGUGCUCGGCCUCUCAGUCUUCGCCGAGGAGUUCUUCAGCCACUUCAAAGGGGUGGGCGAGGAGGACGACGACGAUGUGCACGUCGGCCGCACUAACGAGCGGCGGGUGGCGGCGUACUUCAAUCCGGCCACCUCCAGGUGGGAGCGCAUAGUGCCCCCCUUCGUGCCCCCAGCUCCCGCGGAGCUGCUGCGGCACUACGGCGACCUGGAUGACGACGAUUUCGACGAAGCGCAGGUGGCGGCGGCGCUUCCAAAACGCGAGUUCGUGGUGAUGGAGAGGCCUUUCAGUCAGACCUACCGGCCGACGUUGCUCUACGACACAAGGUCGGGAAAAUUGGUGGUGUUCCGAGAUUAG